AUGAAGGUCUACUACAUCGGUAUAUUAAACACAAGCGGCGAGAAAGCGGUUGAGUUAACCUCGGCAAGGGACUUGUCUCAAUUUUCAUUCUUUGAAAGAAAUGGAGUAUCCCAAUUUAUGACUUUUUUUGCUGAAACCGUAUCUCAAAGAACUCCAGCUGUACAAAGACAGAGUGUUGAAGAAGGUAACUACGUUGGUCAUACAUAUACAAGGUCCGAAGGUAUUUCAGGUGUCAUAAUAACUGAUAAAGAGUACCCUGUGAGACCAGCAUACACAUUGAUCAAUAAGAUUUUAGAAGAGUAUUUAUCAUUACAUCCAAAAUCCGAAUGGCAAAACCUUGAUCAAACCAACGCAUCAUUGGCAUACUCAGAAUUGGAAACUUAUUUGAAAAAGUACCAGGACCCAUCUCAAGCUGAUUCAAUAAUGAAGGUUCAGCAAGAAUUGGACGAUACUAAAGUGGUGUUGCAUAAAACCAUUGAAGGAGUGUUGCAAAGGGGUGAAAAGUUGGAUGCUUUGGUUGACAAGUCAGAGGCUUUGAGUAGUUCAUCGAGAAUGUUUUACAAGCAAGCCAAGAAGACAAAUUCGUGUUGUAUAAUAAUGUAA
Messenger RNA from Lodderomyces theae, 603 nucleotides. RefSeq names its product palmitoyltransferase (gene YKT6). Lineage: Eukaryota; Fungi; Ascomycota; Pichiomycetes; Serinales; Debaryomycetaceae. Gene Ontology annotation, biological process: endoplasmic reticulum to Golgi vesicle-mediated transport. Gene Ontology annotation, molecular function: SNAP receptor activity. The transcript has a single exon. The record is from RefSeq and is a predicted model, not a curated record. The coding region runs from base 1 to 603 and encodes 200 amino acids. Gene Ontology annotation, cellular component: membrane; Golgi apparatus.